Messenger RNA from Mercenaria mercenaria, 972 nucleotides. RefSeq lists its product as uncharacterized. The record is from RefSeq and is a predicted model, not a curated record. Bases 1 to 972 code for a protein of 323 amino acids. The transcript has 2 exons. Lineage: Eukaryota; Metazoa; Mollusca; Bivalvia; Venerida; Veneridae.
AUGUUCAAGACAAAUGCUGACACAGGACGAUGGACGCCGGACCAUCCACUUAUUCCAAUAGCUCACACAGUUCAGUCAAAAGGGGUAAUCUAUGUGAAGGACAUUAACUACAAUGACAAGGUCAACCAGUUUGCGAAAGAAAACAAUAUAAAGGUCUACCAUAGGGGUUUUGAAAUAGUAAAUGGCAGAAAAAUACCAUCAUCCACCAUUAAGAUCACAUUUGAUACAGAAACAGCACCAUUAUCAGUUAAACGUAAUGAUGGUACAGAGGUCCCGGUAUACCCAUCUUUACUAUCACCACUCCGAUGCAACAAAUGUCAGAAGCAUGGUCACACAGCAAAUAAAUGUACAGGCAAGUCAGUAUGCCCACACUGUGCGGGACCUCACUCCCACUUUGAAUGUAGAUAUAGGGAUGUAAAACAAUGCGCAAACUGUAAGGGCCCCCACAGUGCUGCCUAUAAGGGAUGUGUAGUCUACCUUAACUAUCUAGAAAACAUCAGCAAGAAAAAUGAAGCCAUCAAGAAUGAAUAUAACAACAGAAUUCAGAAAUCAGGUCUAGUACGCUCAGACCCACCCAAGGUCAACAAUGACCCAAACCAAAAUAUAGAUACAACAGAUUACAUACAUAAAUCGCAGGUUACAAAAAUAAUCAAAAACAUUGCACCAAAAUUAAAGGACCAAAAUCUUGAUGAAAAAUCGAUCGAGAAAUUGGUAACUGAGGCCAUUGCAGAAUGUGAACAACAGUCUGAGCAAAAACAAACUGAAUACAAUAAAAACUACACUCCACCCACAUCUAAACAAACAGGCAGCGCACCCAGAUAUCACAACAAAAGGUUACCUAGACCCCACCCAUUUAAUAGAGUAAACAGGUAUGCAAGGCCACAGACUACAACAGGUCGCAGACUCCCCCGGUGGGUCCCACACCACCCCCCACCACCACCCCAGUGGUAUGCCGGAUAUUGUCCCUAUUAG